UUGGUAAUUUUAACAAGUAAAUAUAUAUAGCCGGUUUCUCCUCUCUCCGUUCGUCUCUAGAACCCUAGAACGGCCGCAGCAGACCCUACGCCGCUCGCUCCGCGUCUUCCAGGAAAGGGGAUAGAGCUUCUUUAACAACCAAUGGCUCCCCCUACUAAAGCUGCGGCUACAAAGAAGACUGACCCAAAGGGACAGGCCUUGAAGGCUGCCAAGGCAGUGAAGUCAGGUGCAUCUACCUUAAAAAAGAAGGCCAAGAAGAUCCGGACAUCGGUCACAUUUCAUCGGCCGAAGACAUUGAAGAAAGAACGCAACCCCAAGUACCCUCGCAUUAGUGCGCCCCCGAGGAACAAGCUCGAUCACUAUCAGAUACUCAAAUAUCCACUCACGACUGAGUCUGUGAUGAAGAAGAUUGAAGACAACAACACACUGGUGUUCAUCGUCGACCUCCGUGCGGACAAGAAGAAAAUCAAGGCUGCAGUCAAGAAGAUGUACGACAUCCAAACCAAGAAAGUGAACACCUUGAUCAGGCCCGAUGGGACCAAAAAGGCGUACGUGAGGCUGACUCCAGACUACGAUGCUUUGGAUGUGGCGAACAAGAUCGGCAUAAUCUAAGUCAGAACUGGGACCCUUGAUUCCCUCUACAUAAAUCUCUGGUAAUUUCUUGCCUUAAAGAAUGCCAUUUUGUCUUGUGUAGACGGAUAGGAUUAUGAUUUCUUGCACUAGAUUUUGUUUUAGAGAAACAACACUUGUUUUUAAAAAGCCUUUGAUCAUUUGAUUGGUUUAGAUCAGUGGAGGAUGGACCUUUUUUGUAUGCUGGCUAGAGCAAAAUAUAUUGUUUUUAUUGAGCUGAAAAUGUUCCCAAGUGGACUUAUGCAA
This is a messenger RNA of Magnolia sinica, 876 nucleotides long. Its product is annotated as large ribosomal subunit protein uL23-like. The coding region runs from base 142 to 612 and encodes 156 amino acids. Gene Ontology annotation, molecular function: rRNA binding; structural constituent of ribosome. The record is from RefSeq and is a predicted model, not a curated record. Gene Ontology annotation, biological process: ribosomal large subunit assembly; translation. Gene Ontology annotation, cellular component: ribosome; cytosolic large ribosomal subunit. The transcript is spliced from 4 exons. Lineage: Eukaryota; Viridiplantae; Streptophyta; Magnoliopsida; Magnoliales; Magnoliaceae.